Messenger RNA from Arctia plantaginis, 4320 nucleotides. NCBI's taxonomy places the organism in Eukaryota, Metazoa, Arthropoda, Insecta, Lepidoptera, Erebidae. The record is from the annotation of a GenBank genome assembly.
AUGGGGAGUGAAAUUUAUUUUAUUGGUGUAGACGUAGGUUCAGGGAGUGUACGAGCAGCACUCGUAGACGAUAAGGGCCAUGUCGUUAGUUCGUCUGUGAACGAAAUUCGAACUUGGACACCAAAGGAUAAUUACUAUGAACAGUCAUCUGAUGAUAUUUGGAACUCUUGCAUAUUUGUUAUCAAGAAUGUGGUGAAAAAUGUAAACAGAGAUAAUAUUAAAGGUAUCGGAUUUGAUGCUACAUGUUCCUUAGUAGCUCUUGAUAAAAAUGGAAAUCCUCUGUCUGUGAGCACAACCAACAAUGAACAGAAUAUAAUUAUGUGGAUGGAUCACCGAGCACAAGCUGAAGCAGACUUUAUCAACAAAACUGACCAUAACAUACUCAAGUAUGUAGGUGGAAAAGUAAGCUUAGAGAUGGAAAUGCCUAAAUUGCUUUGGUUAAAAAGAAAUUUACCAAAUAAAUGGAAAGAAUAUGGGUAUUUCUUUGAUCUUCCAGAUUUUUUGACCUGGAAAGCAACUGGAUCAUUAACUCGUUCACUAUGCUCCUUAGUUUGUAAAUGGAACUAUGAGUGUUCUGUUGAAGGUAGACAAGGUUGGGACAUGAACUUUUUGAGAGAUAUUGGCUUGGAAGAUUUGGCAAAUGAUAAGUUCAGGAAAAUAGGUGACAAAGUAUUAAUGCCUGGGGAAUGCUGUGGUGGAUUAACAGAAGAUGUGGCUAAUAUUCUGGGAUUAAAACCAGGUACUCUUGUUGCCACGUCUAUAAUAGAUGCACAUGCUGGUGGUCUAGGGAUGAUAGGUAUUCAGAGUGAAGGUAUUGACAAAGAAAUGUCAUCCCGACUUGGUUUGAUCUGUGGUACAUCUACUUGUCAUAUGGCUGUGAACAGAAACGCUAUACUUGUACAGGGUGUAUGGGGUCCAUAUUACAGUGCUAUGGUACCAAGUAUGUGGCUGAAUGAAGCAGGACAAAGUGCUUCAGGAAUGUUACUUGAUUUUAUUAUAUCAAGUCAUCCCGCUGGCACUAAUCUUCUGAAGACCAUGUCUUCUGGAGAUGUUCGCAACCAUUUAAGGAGCUUAUUAUCAGAAAUGGCGCAAGCAAAGGGUUACGAAGAUGUCAGUUACUUGACGAAAGACAUCCAUGUAUGGCCCGAUUUCCAUGGCAACAGGUCUCCUCUUGCCGAUCCGUCGAUGAGAGGCAUGAUUUGUGGUUUGUCAAUAAAUAGCAGUGAAAAUAACUUGGCGAUACUAUAUUUAGCAACAUUGCAAGCACUAUCGUAUGGCACACGACACAUUACAGACGCAUUGAUGGUGGCGGGUUAUGAACCUUUCAAAUCAUUGCUCAUCUGUGGUGGAAUAACAAAAGAUCCACUCUUCGUCCAAAUACAAGCAGAUGCUAUGGGUUUACCAGUUCUGAAGCCACAUGAAAAAGACUCGGUUUUAAUUGGUUCUUCUAUAUUAGGAGCAUGUGCUUCCCAAUACUUUAAAGACGUACAAGAUGCUAUCAAUAAUAUGGGUGGGACGGCCGAUGUCAUUCAGCCCAAUGCAAUCAAGUUUAACAAGGGUGUCAAUAUUGACAAGCAGGUCAAUAUGUCUAAGCGAACAGCGGACGAUGGUGGCAAUGGCAGCAGUCAGCCACCGAUCAAAAAGGUUCAUUUUGAACCCCAUCUUAUUGGCCCUGUGUCUACUUUGGAGGAAAUGGACAUCAAAGUUCUUCAAUUUCAGAAUAAAAAGUUAGCUCAGAGAAUAGAACAACGUCACAGAUGUGAAGCCGAACUCCGUGCUAGAAUUGAGCAACUUGAGAAGCGGCAAACUCAAGAUGAUGCUGUGUUAUGUGUUGUCAAUCGUUACUGGAAUUUGUUGAAUGAAGACAUCAGAGUGACAUUGCAACGCUUCGAUGCUGAAACUGCUGAUGAGUCAGAAAAUAAAAAUGAAAAUGAGGCCACAACAUCAUUUCUUAUGCAAUUAUCAACAUGGGACAAAGAGGAAUUGGAUGCUCAGCUUGCAAACCGCGUCCAGGUGAGCAAGCGAGCAGUUGCUAAAGUACUUCAAGCAUUCGACCGUUUACAGCAGAGAAAUGACAAAAUAUGGCGUGCUAUCAAAGGCGAGAGUGACGAAACUGGCCCAGCACCUUCCUUAGAUGAAGUAGUUCGAGAUACAAAUGAAGAGGUAACGGCAGAGAAUAGACGACUGCAAGCCUUAUGUACCACAUUGCAUGAGAGCCACCAUGCCAUGACAUUGCGUGUAGCGCAGCUGCAGGACGCUGUGAACAGCAGGGACACAGAGAAUGCUGAAUUAAAGAACCAGAUCGACGAUCUACAGUAUGAAUUGCUCAAGGUGCGAUCCCGCAAUGACAAACUAGAAAAUCAUCUAGCAGAAGCUAUUGAAAAGCUGAAGAGUUAUCAUCAAUCAGGUGCAAGUACUGUUCCCAGCACUAGCGGAACCCCGCUCUCGGCGGUCGCUAACGCUAAGCUGGAGGACGUUGCCGCGGAGCUGGAAGAGCAAAGAGAACUCGCCAACAAUCGCUUAGCUGAACUGGACCGUCUGCAUAGACAACAUAGAGAUACACUUAAGGAGGUCGAGAAGCUGAAAAUGGAUAUUCGUCAAUUGCCAGAGUCGGUGAUUGUAGAGACGACAGAGUAUAAAUGCCUCCAGAGUCAAUUCUCAGUGCUGUAUAACGAGUCCAUGCAGAUGAAAACUGCUUUGGACGAAACGCGCCUUCAACUGCAAAACGCCAAGAACUUACAUAUGAGACAGAUUGAAAUGAUGGAGAGUGAAGAGUUGUCUAGACAAAAAACACUGCGAGCUGAGAUGAUACAGUUAGAAGACGUUCUAGGACAGUUGCGGAAAGAGUAUGAGAUGUUGCGCAUAGAGUUCGAACAGAAUCUCGCGGCAAACGAACAGACCGGCCCCAUCAACAGAGAGAUGAGACACCUGAUCACGUCAUUGCAGAAUCACAACCAACAGUUAAAAGGAGAGGUGCAUAGGUACAAGAGGAAGUACAAAGAUUCUAGUCAGGAACUCAAUAAGGUACGCAAGGAGUUAGAAGAAGCGGGUGCACGUGUAUCGCUGUGUGGAGACGCGCCUGAUGAUAAACCUCACGCGUUGAAGAAGGAAGAGCCUGACCCUGAGGGCGAGGAGGGUGCGAGCGCGUGUCCGGACAAGCCGCCCGCCAACAAGGAGCACAGCCGCGCCAAGAUACAGGAGCAGGAGCUCUGCAUCAAGGACCUCAAGCAGCAACUCAAGAAAGCAGUUAAUGAGCAGAAAGAGUUGAAGCUGCUCCUGGACAUGUACAAGGGCGUGAGCAAGGAGCAGCGCGACAAGGUGCAGCUCAUGGCGGCGGAGAGGAAGGCGCGUCAGGAGCUGGAAGACCACCGGCAGAAGGCUAAGAUGGCACAAGUAAAUGAAAGUAAACGCGAGCGUCGCCUAGCAGACGAAGAUGCGUUGCGUAAGAUCAAGCAAUUGGAAGAACAGAAGUAUGAACUUCAGAAGCAGUUGUCUUGUGCCAGGCCCAAUACCGACCCCCUGCACGGUUUCUCAAGGCCAUUCGCUGGAUCACCAGAAGAAGAAGCUCUCCUAAAUGAAAUGGAAGUGACAGGUCAAGCGUUCGAAGACAUGCAGGAGCAAAAUUCGCGGCUCAUUCAACAGCUGCGAGAGAAAGACGACGCCAACUUCAAGCUUAUGUCCGAACGCAUCAAGGCUAACUCAUUACACAAACUGCUCAGAGAAGAGAAGCAACUACUACAAGAGCAGGUUUUAACUCGUGAUCAGCAAAUAGAAUCGAUGGGCGCGGUGGCUCGUCGCUUAGAGGAGAAAGAACGCUUGCUCCAAGCGACGCUGUCGGCCGUCGAGAAAGAGUUGCUCCUCCGGCAACAAGCGAUGGAAAUGCACAAACGGAAGGCUAUCGAGUCCGCUCAGUCCGCAGCUGACCUUAAAUUACAUUUAGAGAAAUACCAUGCGCAAAUGAAGGAGGCGCAGCAAGUUGUGGCUGAAAAGACGAGUGCAUUAGAAGCAGAAGCAUACAAAACAAAAAGACUACACGAGGAGUUAGCUAUCCUGCGUCGGAAGGCGGAACGAAUGAAGAAGAUGGAACAGGCCGGUAGUAGUAUGGAUGAAGUCCUUCUUGAAGAGAUACGGGAAUAUAAAGAGACACUCACAUGCCCCUCGUGCAAGGUAAAGCGCAAAGACGCGGUACUAACGAAAUGCUUCCACGUGUUUUGUUGGGAUUGUCUGCGCACGCGCUACGAGACGAGACAGCGCAAGUGUCCCAAGUGCAACGGUGCCUUCGGCGCCAACGACUACCACCGGCUCUACCUCUCUACCUAG